Messenger RNA from Corylus avellana, 1295 nucleotides. NCBI's taxonomy places the organism in Eukaryota, Viridiplantae, Streptophyta, Magnoliopsida, Fagales, Betulaceae. The record is from RefSeq and is a predicted model, not a curated record.
CAUUCCCCUUCUUUCCUUUCUUUCUCUUCUCUCUUUCCCCUUCUUCUUCUCACGCACGCACACCACACCGAAACAAGAGAGACCGACGUGAGAUGCAGAGAUUGAGAGAGAGAGCUGCUGGCCGGUUAGAAGAAGAAGAAGAAGAAGAAGAAGAAGAAAGACGAAAAAGAGGAAGGUGAUGAAGCCUAAGGGGAUUUCGGCCGUGGAUGGUUGUGAGGUGCAUUGCAGUUGAGUCAAGAGUUCACCGAAGGCCGAAGGGUACCCAAGCGAACAUUCUGGGUGGAUAAGCCGAAUUGUAGAGCAGCCAUUUAUGUUGUGCCCUUUCAAGUACUUGCUCAUCUCCUUAAAAAUCAACUGAGCUUAACCCACAUUAUUGGAGCCGUGGUCAUGGAAGCCAUGGUGAAGAAAUAUCAGCAAAAGUUGCGGAAGGUUAGGGACGAGAUAAACCGUUGGGACGACCUCCAAUCCCGUUUACUUUCACAGUUCAAGAACGCCUCCUCCAUCAUCGAGAGGUUGCAGGUGAUUGAGGACUCCAAAAACUAUGGUUCCCUGAAUUGCAUGGAUGACAUCGUAAACGCGGUUCUGACAAAGCAGGUGGAGUCCUUGGAGGUUAUUUUGGUUUCCAUGAAAAAAACCAUGGAAGAGUUUCAUGGAAUUGUUUUGUCAAUCGAGAAGAUUCAUCGGGAUAGUAGACAGCAAAUUAAAGUUGGUUCUAGUAAACCGAGUGCGAAACAACUGCAGCUACGAGUUGGCAUAAAACCUAGUCUUGCUGAUUGCUUAGAUGGGCUUCUGGUUCUUUAUGAUAUGCACCAUUCAGAGUACCGUCUUAAGGCAUCAGUGGUUUCAGCACUAUCAACACUUACCUUCAAACCUAGUGCCAGUGACCUUUGUGCUCUCCAGCAACUCCUGGUCGAUCAGCCUAACAUCCCCAAAGACGAAGUUCAAUCCAUCUUUGAUAUCAUAUUUGUAGAAGCAAUCUGUUGAUUCACCAUAUGAUUGGGUAGACAGUUUUGUAUCUUGGAUACCUGAUGAUGCGGGAAGACGAGAAUUAAUUAGGUCUUUAGUUUUAUAUAAUUAUUAAUUACUUAGAUGUAGUGUUUAAUUUCAAUUUUAAGAGUUGUAUUAUUUUAGAAUUCAAUAAUGGGUUUGGCCCAAAAUCAGUCAAAUUAAAGUUAAAAUUUAGUCAUAGAACAAAGGUUUUGUCAGUGCUCUUUUGUACUCCAAUGGAGAAAGCAGGCUAUUGAGAUGGCUGAUGGGUAUUAUAUUAUGCUUAAUUUCACAUGUUUAUUCUUGUA